UCCACACCACAACCAUGGCCUGCAACAACCUCUGUGGACCCACCCCGCUGGCCAACAGCUGCAACGAGCCCUGUGCCCUGCAAUGCCAGAACUCCAGCGUCAUCAUCAACCCUUCCCCUGUGCUGGUCACCAUGCCAGGACCCAUCAUGACCUCCUUCCCCCAGAACACCGCCGUCGGAUCCACCUCCUCAGCUGCCGUUGGCAGUGAACUCAAUGCCCAGGGACAGCCCAUCUCUGGUGGCUUUGGCUUUGGCCUUGGCUAUGGGCUGGGAGGCCUGGGCUGCUAUGGCAGAAGGGGUGGCUACAUCUGCUAAGGGCCCUCGGCACCACUCCUGACAACACCAGCUCGUUCCUCUGGCAGCAGCUCCUGCAAGCAAAGCACUUGGGCUGAUGGUAGCCAGAAUUGCACAUCAGACCAGCCCUUUUCAACUUCUUCCUCUUCCCUCAUCAUUCU
Molecule: messenger RNA, 454 nt
Organism: Cyanistes caeruleus (blue tit)
Lineage: Eukaryota; Metazoa; Chordata; Aves; Passeriformes; Paridae
Product: feather beta keratin-like
Cellular component (GO): intermediate filament
Molecular function (GO): structural constituent of cytoskeleton
Source: RefSeq, a predicted model, not a curated record